This is a messenger RNA of Andrographis paniculata, 1132 nucleotides long. Its product is annotated as glutathione transferase GST 23-like. Gene Ontology annotation, cellular component: cytoplasm. The coding region runs from base 51 to 746 and encodes 231 amino acids. The transcript is spliced from 2 exons. The record is from RefSeq and is a predicted model, not a curated record. Gene Ontology annotation, molecular function: glutathione transferase activity. Lineage: Eukaryota; Viridiplantae; Streptophyta; Magnoliopsida; Lamiales; Acanthaceae. Gene Ontology annotation, biological process: glutathione metabolic process.
AAUAAAUAACCUCCUGAACUGACAGACAGGCGAGAUUAAGAUUACGAGUGAUGGCAGAAAGUCAUGAAAAUCUGAAGCUGUUCAGGACAUGGUCGAGUCCGUACGCGAUGAGGGCCGUACAGGCGCUGAAGAUCAAAGGCCUGGAGUACGACGCCGUCUUCGAGGACAUCAACAACAAGUCCACCUCUCUACUCCAAUACAACCCCGUGCACCGCAAGGUCCCGGUCCUCCUCCACAACGGGAGGCCCGUCUGCGAGUCCCUAAUUAUCCUCGAAUACAUCGACGACACGUGGAACCAACCCCACCCCCUUCUUCCCCACGACCCCUACCAAAAAGCCAUCGCCAGAUUCUGGGCUAAGUUCGGAGACGACAAGUUGCUGCCGUCGGUGUGGAGAGUGUUCGUGGCGCAAGGGGAAGAGCAGCGGGAAGCGGCGGUGGCGGAGGCCGCCGGAAACCUAAAAUUGGUGGAGGAGCAGCUGAAGGGGAAGGAGUUCUUCGGCGGGGAGAGGAUAGGGUAUCUGGACAUUGCGCUGGGGUGGAUGGGCAACCUCGUCGGCAUCCUCGACGAGAUUGCCGGAAUCCAAUUGGUCACCGGCGAGGCAUUCCCGGAGCUGUCGGCGUGGAUCGACCGGUUUGCCGGACACCCGGCGAUCAAAGAGCUGUGGCCCCCACACGACAGAAUGGUCGAUAAGUUUAAGGCCAUGAGGGAACCACAUGUCAAAAAAUCCCAACAUUUAGUAAAUUAAUAUACGAUAUAUAUAUAUAUAUAUAUAGCUGUGUUUUCAUGGAGUUUCUGAAUAAGCAGCAGCACACACAGACGUGUUUGAUGUUUGGAUCAUGAUUACAUCAAUAAAAACCAUUUUAAAUAUAUAUAUUGAUAUGAUUUUAAUCUAGUUUGUCACUUCAUUCACUGAGUUUUUACCGGUCUUAGCUAGUCGGGGUGAAGCGGGUGAAAUUCCCUUGACGUGGGUCCGAGAGCGCGGAGUGACCUCCGGCGGAGGGUAUACAGUAUUGGACUAUUAGGUUUUGGAAUUAGUAUUGAGCUGAAUCUGUAUGUAACCUUGCGGUUGUGAACAAACUUUGUUCUCUGUUUCUCGAUUUAUCAUUGCGAAUAAAUUUAUUUUUUGUUUCU